GUGUGUGGCGCCAUGAUACAGAGGAGAUGGCUUCGUUUCAGAAGCCAACACUUUCUGAAAAAGUGCCGCCAAAUCAUCCCAGUCGGAAAAAGGUUAACUUCCUAGAUAUGUCUCUAGAUGACAUUAUAAUCUAUAAAGAGUUAGGAGGGACAAAUGCUGAAGAAGAAGAAAAGAAUAAAAGACAGAACCAUAGUAAAAAGGAAUCGUCUUCAAGACAGCAAUCAAAUGCUCGUAGACAUCGCCAUCGGAGAGGCCACUCAAGAUGCAGAAGCAACUCUGACAAAGGAAAUCAUGAUAAAAAACCAUCCCAAGAACCUUCUGGAUCCAAGUCUGGACAACACCCUUUAAAUGGGAAGCCUUUAAUUGAGCAGGAGAAGUGCAGUGACAAUUAUGAGGCCCAAGCGGAGAAGAAUCACGGCCAAUCAGAGGGGAACCAGCAUCAAUCAGAAGGAAAUACGGACAAAUCAGAAGAAUCUCAGGGCCAACCAAAAGAAAAUCAUCAUUCUGAGCGAUCCCGAAACCACUUAGAGAGAUCUCUUUGUCAGUCAGACAGAUCUCAAGGGCAACUAAAGAGACAUCAUGCCCAAUCUGAGAGAUCUCAUGGCCAAUCCAAGAGAUCUCAUGGUCAAUCUGAGAGAUCUCAUGGCCAAUCAAAGAGAUCUCGUGGUCACUCAGAGAGAUCUCAUGGUCACUCAGAGAGAUCUCAUAGCCAGGAAGAUCUUGCGGUCACUCAGAGUGAUCUCAUAGCCACUCAGAGAGAUCUCAUAGCCACUCAGAAAGAUCUCAUAGCCACUCAGAAAGAUCUCAUAGCCACUCAGAGAGAUCUCAUAGUCACUCAGAGAGAUCUCAUGGCCACUGAGAGAGAUCUCAUGAUCAAUCAGGGAGAUCUCAUGGCCAAUCAGAAAGACAUCAGAGAUACUCAACAGGUAAAAAUACAAUGACUUCUUAA
Molecule: messenger RNA, 949 nt
Organism: Nomascus leucogenys (northern white-cheeked gibbon)
Lineage: Eukaryota; Metazoa; Chordata; Mammalia; Primates; Hylobatidae
Source: RefSeq, a predicted model, not a curated record